AUGCAAGUUUAUCUGCUGAUAUCAUAGCUAGUUUGGAUCAUAUAACAAAAUUUUCAUUGAAUUAUUUGUUAGAUAUUGUGACCUGAAUUUUGUUUUAGCUCGGUCGAGAAAUUUGCAGUGCGGCCCAUAGGUUAUUUAAAAAAAUUGCAAAAUUUGCGAUGGAUGUAGACUCUCAAGUCGAAGGGGGCGGACGGUGAAUGUUAUUUUAUUGGUUGUGUAAUCGGGUUGAGAGAGCACAUUUAGUGUUUUGUGUGCACCUGGAUUUCUCUCUUCUGUCCAUGAUUUUCCAGAUUGUUUCUUUUCUUCUUGUUGUUUUGCUAAAGUACACCUGUAGUUAUUCCGUUAUUGAUCGUUCUUACUAUUUGAAUUUGAGGUUUUUCAUCAUCAUUCGAAGCAGGGAUUUCGCCCGUCAGAGUAUACACCUAGGAGUUUUAGCCAUCUCCGACACACAUGGAUCAAAGCACUACUGUGGAAGAAUUCGGGAAUUCAAGAAACAGCCUCGAGGUUACAAAAUCACUCUCUGAUAAACAUCUUGAUCUUUUGAGGCCAUCUGCUCGAUACUAUUCACUAUUUAAGGCUGUGAUGGUAGGGCAAGCGCCAGAUGCAGCUGGUAAAGGCAAGUAUACACUUAUCAAAGACGAGGAGGACUUCCAAACAGGGGUUUUCGACAAGCCUCUCCCGUGCUUUGGAUGCGGUAUCGGAUGGUUUUCCUUCCUGGUAGGAUUUUUAUGUCCGUUGAUGUGGUACUAUGCUACAUUUAUCUAUUUCGGGAACCACUACCGUAAAGAUCCAAGAGAGAGAGCUGGCCUUGCUGCCUCUGCAAUCGCUGCAAUGGCAUGCUCUGUUGUACUGCUGAUCAUAAUAGUUUUUCUUCUGUUUUAAACCCAAAUACCCGGAGUUGAUGUCUUCUUCGUAACAAGCGUAUACAUGUUUGAGUUAAAAGGAAUCAAAUGCUUUGGCUACAAUGGAGAAACAAGAGUCAACAGCAGAGCAUCGUUGUAAAGACAACAGAUUUGAGAAAUGUUCCGUUCAUAGAAACUAUACUUCUGCAUUUGAUUAAUUUGAGGCUAUGUUUGUUUGUAGGUAAUUUGAUGAGUUCCAUUAAUGAACCAAAGUUUGUUCCA
Molecule: messenger RNA, 1124 nt
Organism: Hibiscus syriacus
Lineage: Eukaryota; Viridiplantae; Streptophyta; Magnoliopsida; Malvales; Malvaceae
Exons: 5
Coding region: 451-882 (143 amino acids)
Source: RefSeq, a predicted model, not a curated record